AUGAUUGAUGAUGAUAAUGAUGAAAUAAAUAAAAAGUCGAAAGAAACUGUACAAGCUAAAGCAAUCAAAAAUUAUGGUCUUCUUUCAUUUGGAAAUGAAGCUGAAGAAGAUGAAGAAGAAAUAACAAAAAUUUCAAUGACAUUCAAACAAAAAGGAACAGGAAAAAGUGCACAUGAUUUAACUAAUGAUUCAACAUUAAGUAAAAAUACAGUUGUAUUAAAUGAAAAUAAUGAAGAAAGUGAUGAAGAAUUACCUAUAGAAAAACAAAAUUUUAAAAUAAAAGAAAAAAGUGAUGCAGAUUUUGAUAAAGAAGAACUUGAUCGAGUACGACAAAAAUUUAAUGCAAAAAAAUUAGCUCAACAAGGAAAGAAAAAAACACUUCAACUUGAUAUUGAUGAUGAUGAUGAUGAUAAUCAAAAAGAUAUUUCAACAACAAAAUCAAAUGAUAAUGUUAAACUUGAAAUUGAACGAUUAAAAAAAGAAUUAAAACAAACAAAAAAGUCAUCAUCAGCAUCCACACCCAAAUCAUCAGAAAAUGUCGUUCAAGUAGAAACAGAACCUGCACCUACAUCUAUUCAACCAGUUAUCUCAAGUACUACUACAUUAAUGGAUGAAUUAAUGGCAGGUACAAGACGAAACAAUAAAAAACAUCAUAGUAGUCAUUCAAAUUCAAGAGAAUCCCAAACACUUGAUUUAUUAGAAAGAUUUCGUGUAAAAGUUCAUACUGCUAAAGAUGAACAAAUUAAUGAACCUUUAAAUGAAACACAAUCAGAACAAAUAGCUGAUAAAGUUGAAACACCAUUUUUAAAACAUACUUUUGUAUCUCAAGAAUUAUUAGAUAAUGUUCAAGAUAUUUAUACGAAUGCUGAAUUAUUAACUGUUUAUGAUCCAAGAAAUCCAAUGACUAAACGACGACGAGAUGAAAGUAGUAUAUUACUUCAUCAAAAAAAACAUAAAGGACGUACAUAA
Molecule: messenger RNA, 969 nt
Organism: Rotaria sp. Silwood1
Lineage: Eukaryota; Metazoa; Rotifera; Eurotatoria; Philodinida; Philodinidae
Source: the annotation of a GenBank genome assembly